Molecule: messenger RNA, 378 nt
Organism: Eptesicus fuscus (big brown bat)
Lineage: Eukaryota; Metazoa; Chordata; Mammalia; Chiroptera; Vespertilionidae
Product: 40S ribosomal protein S20-like
Biological process (GO): translation
Cellular component (GO): cytosolic small ribosomal subunit; ribosome
Molecular function (GO): structural constituent of ribosome
Source: RefSeq, a predicted model, not a curated record
AUGGCUUUUAAAGAUUCCAGAAAGGCACCCGUGGAACCAGAGGCGGCUGUGCUUCACGGAAUUAGAAUUACUCUAACCAGCCCCAAGGUAAGGUCUUUGGAGAAGGUGUGUGCUGACUUGAUCAGAAGCGCAAAGGAAAAGAAUCUCAAAGUGAAAGGACAGUUGAGAUGCCUACCAAAACUCUUGAGAAUCACAAGAAAAAUUCCGUGUGAGGGCGCUAAGAUUUGGGGGUUUCAGGUGAGGAUCCCCAGGGGACUCAUAGACUUGCACAGCCCUUCUGAGAUUGUUGAGCAGAUUACUGCCAUCAGUAAUGAGCCAGGAGUCAAGGUUGAGUCACAACUGCCGAUGCUUAAAUCAACCUUUUUAAUAAUUGACUAG